This is a messenger RNA of Drosophila obscura, 3736 nucleotides long. It is a transcript of the gene Btk29A, whose product is annotated as tyrosine-protein kinase Btk29A. Gene Ontology annotation, molecular function: protein binding; non-membrane spanning protein tyrosine kinase activity; ATP binding. Gene Ontology annotation, biological process: peptidyl-tyrosine autophosphorylation; intracellular signal transduction. The transcript is spliced from 13 exons. Bases 493 to 2883 code for a protein of 796 amino acids. The record is from RefSeq and is a predicted model, not a curated record. Lineage: Eukaryota; Metazoa; Arthropoda; Insecta; Diptera; Drosophilidae.
UUGAUAGCGACAUAUGGUUUUAAAUUCAAAACAGUCAAGUGGUUGCACGAAAUACACUAUUCGAGGAUUAAGUUAAUCCGCUAGAGAAGCAGCAGCUCUCAUACAUAUAUCCUCCGUCGCCGCCUGUUGCUCAUUGCCUGCGUGUGUGUGUGUUUGUUUGUGAUGGUGUCUGUGUGCGUGUCACAGCUGUGCCUGCGAUAUUGUUUAUAAUUUUUUUGCCUCCAUGUCCCACAGGCGGUAAGUAUGCAAAUGCAUGCUGAACAAUCCGGUCGGUUGCCGUUUCCACUAGUCGUCGUAGUCGUCGUCGUCUCGCGCGUUUUGUUCGCCGCGUAAACGAAAGUGAUUUGUGCCGGCUGUUCCGGGGGCCAGAUCCAUAAGAUCGCCGCUGCCACCGUCGCGCUUUUCGGUCGGGUCAUUGCUUCAAAUUGCUCAAUCAACGGCACUUGUGACCAUCAUCAUCAUCAUCGUCAUCGUCAGCAUCAUCAUUGCCUGAUGAUGAGCACCAAGAUGCAGAGGAAUGCCCAUAACCAUGGCAGCAUCAAAUCUUCAGCUUCCCUCCGCUCCAGCAGCAAAUCCUUUCAGGCCAAAAUGGAUAAAAUGUCGGAGCAUCUGUACGAUGUUGUCAAGAGUGGUUCCAUGGUGAAGCGUGCCCAGAACAAGAAGCGUUUCACACCGGUCAACUAUAAGCAUCGUUGGUUUGAGCUUACCAAGCGCACACUCUGCUAUUUCGAUGUGGAGAAUGUGGAGCGGAGACGCGAACGCGGUCGAAUACAGUUGAAGGGCGUACGCCUUGUGGAGGAGGCGACCGUUAACGGAGAGGGCGGCGAUCCCUUUGCACCGGAUGGUUAUCCAUUCCAAGUGGGCUACUGUGAGAUCUCCUCAACGCAACAGAAGCAGCAGCAGCAGCAGCAGCAGCAACAGCAGACGGAGCUGCAAGAUCGAUCUGGUGUCGAGGGUGGACAGCAGCAGAACGGUGGACGAGCAGUGCCACAGUACACACUCUACGUGAUAGCCAACAGCGAAAAGGAGCGCAACGAGUGGAUCCGUGCCAUACGACAAGUUUGCGAGGACAGCAAUACCCCCAAGUCAUAUCGAUAUCAUCCGGGUUUGUGGUCUGGCAAAAAGUGGAGCUGCUGCAAGGGUCUCUCACGGUCAACAUUCGGAUGUCGAGCGGCUGCCCAUUGGCGUGAGGCGAAUAAUAAUCCAAGCAACGGCAGUUCUCCAGCCCAGAAUUCAACGCGCAGCAUCAGUCCGAACAGUUCCACGACCAACAGUCAAUUCAGUUUGCAGCACAACAGCUCCGGGAGCCUCUCGGGCGUCGGUGUGGGCAACGGCAACGGCGUCGUUGUCGGCGGAGGCAUUGGCCUGGGAGUAGGCGGAGGAGGCGGCAGUUGCACGCCCACAUCGCUGCAGCCACAGUCCUCGCUGACAACUUUCAAGCAAUCGCCAACUUUAUUGAACGGCAACGGAACUCUAUUGGAUGCCAAUAUGCCUGGGGGUAUACCAACGCCUGGAACUCCAAAUUCCAAAGCCAAGGACAAUUCACAUUUUGUCAAAUUGGUGGUGGCUCUGUAUCCCUUUAAGGCCAUCGAAGGUGGAGAUUUAUCUCUAGAAAAGAAUGCCGAAUACGAGGUCAUUGAUGAUUCACAAGAGCAUUGGUGGAAGGUCAAGGAUACUAUAGGAAAUGUCGGCUAUAUACCCAGCAACUAUGUCAAACCCAAGGCUCUAUUGGGCCUCGAACGUUACGAAUGGUAUGUGAGCGACAUGUCACGACAACGUGCCGAAUCUCUGCUAAAACAGGGCGACAAGGAGGGCUGCUUUGUGGUGCGCAAGUCAUCGACCAAGGGUCUCUAUACACUAUCGCUGCAUACCAAAGUUCCACAAUCCCAUGUUAAACACUAUCACAUCAAACAGAAUGCCCGCUGUGAGUAUUAUCUGAGCGAGAAGCAUUGCUGCGAGACCAUACCGGAUUUGAUCAACUAUCAUCGCCACAAUUCUGGUGGAUUGGCCUGCCGCUUGAAGUCCUCGCCCUGCGAUCGUCCUGUGCCACCAACAGCGGGCUUGUCGCACGACAAAUGGGAGAUCCAUCCCAUGGAACUGAUGCUGAUGGAGGAGCUGGGAUCGGGCCAGUUUGGUGUAGUGCGACGUGGCAAAUGGCGUGGAUCGAUAGACACCGCCGUCAAGAUGAUGAAAGAGGGCACCAUGUCCGAGGAUGAUUUCAUUGAGGAAGCCAAGGUCAUGACCAAGCUGCAGCAUCCGAAUCUGGUGCAGCUAUACGGUGUGUGCUCGAAGCAUCGACCCAUCUACAUUGUCACCGAGUACAUGAAGCAUGGCUCGCUGUUGAAUUACUUGCGGCGGCACGAGAAGACGCUCAUUGGCAAUAUGGGACUGCUGCUCGACAUGUGCAUACAGGUCAGCAAGGGCAUGACCUAUCUGGAGCGUCACAACUACAUCCAUCGAGAUUUGGCGGCCCGUAACUGUCUGGUGGGCUCUGAGAAUGUUGUGAAAGUGGCAGACUUUGGCCUGGCCCGGUAUGUGCUCGAUGAUCAGUAUACCAGCUCUGGCGGCACCAAAUUUCCCAUCAAAUGGGCACCGCCCGAGGUCCUCAACUACACGCGUUUCUCAUCGAAAAGUGAUGUGUGGGCUUAUGGUGUUUUAAUGUGGGAGAUAUUCAACUGUGGCAAGAUGCCUUAUGGUCGGCUAAAGAACACUGAGGUUGUGGAGCGUGUGCAACGUGGAAUUAUCCUAGAGAAACCAAAGUCGUGUGCCAAGGAGAUCUAUGAUGUCAUGAAGUUGUGCUGGUCACAUGGUCCCGAAGAGCGUCCCGCGUUCCGUGUGCUCAUGGAUCAGCUGGCACUUGUGGCCCAGACGCUAACCGACUAAUCAGAUCAUGCACUGAACUUAAAUUACAGAAAGGCAUUAAGCAUAAGGAAAAUAUAUAUUAUACAUAUAUAGAGAUUUAUAUAUAAGUUUUUAGUUAAGCGAAAGCCAGUUUAUGAUUAUUAUCCGCAAACACCACUGACAUAUAUGGAUUAUUUGGAUAAAAAAAGAGCCAACAGACAGAGAGAGACAGAGCUCUGAUGAGCGAAGCGAAGCGGCGAAUGAUAUCAUUAUGUUAACUGUUAGUUAUAGUGGAAGACGCAAAAACGCAAAUGCAAAUGCAAAACUAACAGUCACAUAAAGUACAUAUAGUAAACUGUAGUUAAUAGUCCAAUUUUUGAUACAUAUUUCCACACACGAAAAACAUAACGAUAGAGGAUGAUGAUUGAAACAGAUUAAGAUAUAUACGAUAUAUAUAUACAUACAUAUACCAUACCAUACCAUAAAUGAUAAAUGAUAUGUAAUUGUGCUUUUUUAAAAAUAGCUAGCGAGAGAGAGAGAGAGAAGCGCAUCCAUGUGCUAAUUAAAAUAAUUAUGAGUAUCUCUUAAAAAAAGGAAAACAAAAGAAACAAGAAAACUGAUUAAGCAUUAAAAAAAAAACUAAAAUAUAAGCCUCAAGUCGAAAGCGAAAUGUUUUGCACACACACACACACACAAACGAACACAACUGAAUGGAUGUAUGAUCCAGGAUCCCCGAAGGAUGGAUGGAUGGACAAGUUUUAUAGUUUAGAUUUUUAUGUGUGCGCCUUAGCCUAAGUUUUGUGAUUUAUUGUUUAAUUUUUUUGCAUCAGAUUUUUAUUACAUUUACGAUGAUGAUAAUUUCUCUCCCCACGCUCAAAGUAUGAAUCAAAAAGUA